GAGUCCGGGACGCUUCGAAGGCACUUGCCGGGAGGUCAAACGGCACUUCGGGCUAUGAGAAGGGAGCUCCCAACAGCUUUCUGUCCGCCCAGGAGGCCGAAAGUCGUAUCGAGACGGAGGCCUCGCGGCUCUCGCAGUGCCAGGGCGCCAGC
Messenger RNA from Symbiodinium pilosum, 152 nucleotides. Lineage: Eukaryota; Dinophyceae; Suessiales; Symbiodiniaceae. The record is from the annotation of a GenBank genome assembly.